This is a messenger RNA of Osmerus eperlanus (European smelt), 9241 nucleotides long. RefSeq names its product supervillin b (gene svilb). The transcript is spliced from 42 exons. NCBI's taxonomy places the organism in Eukaryota, Metazoa, Chordata, Actinopteri, Osmeriformes, Osmeridae. Gene Ontology annotation, molecular function: phosphatidylinositol-4,5-bisphosphate binding; actin filament binding. The coding region runs from base 168 to 8495 and encodes 2775 amino acids. Gene Ontology annotation, biological process: actin filament severing; actin polymerization or depolymerization; barbed-end actin filament capping. The record is from RefSeq and is a predicted model, not a curated record. Gene Ontology annotation, cellular component: cytoplasm; actin cytoskeleton.
GGGAAUCUUCUCCUGCUGUGUGUGUGUUGCUGGCAGUCAGACCCGAGUGUCCGACUGUGUGUGUGUGUGUGUGUGGGGGACUCCACCUCUUCCACUGCUGCCCCCCUGCUGUAGCUCAUCUUGCUGGGCCUGGUCUGCUAACGUCUGUCUCUCGUCUGACCACAAACAUGUACCGGAACCCAUGGAUCACUAACUACCUAAGCCAUGUCCAAUACUGUGCGCAAGGCUUUGGAACUGAGCCUCCAACCAAGCUGUACACAUCAGCUUCUCUCCCGACAGAAACCUUAAGCUUCCAGAGUGACUUUUCAUUGGGGGAAAAGACUGGCUUGGUCAAAAGUGCCACAGAUAUCGAUGCCAAUCUACUGGCAGUGUUACCCAAGGUUUCAGAGUUGAAGAAGCAGUUUGAGAGAGUUGUCCAAAGCGAUUUAGAAAUGAACAGAAAGAAUAGAAUAGCCCGCCGCCUGGAGGGCAUGGAGAGUGAUGCGCCCCCUGCCUUGAUGCCCAGCCUGAUCCCAGGCCUGGUGGCCAACCGCAUGCUGGAGGAAGACUCCCCACGCUACACCCGCGCUUCUGACCCCCGUGAGCCAUGUGUCAUGGUGAGACGUUACAGCAGAGAAGAGCUGGACCCCCCCCAGAUGCAGGUGUCAUCUCCAGACAGGUCCUCCAGAGGCAGGGGCCGACCAGAGCCUCAUCGGGUCCACGGCGAGCUGCCCUCCACCCCUACCACCUCCUCCUCCACAGGCCCCAGCGACCCCGCCAGCCUCAGCUCCAAGGCUGAACGCAUUGCCCGCUACAAGGCCGAACGCCGUCGCCAGCUCUCCGAGCGCUACGGCAUCCUGCUGGACCAGGAAGUGGACUUGGAUUACACGCCGCGUCACUCGCGUUCCCGCCGGGAGUCGGACUCCUCAGACAGACAGGCCCCGGCUGCAGACCGGCGAGCCGACCGGCAGGAUGCAGAGGAGGUGGGGCGGGAAGGUCGGAGGGCUCCCUACAGCUCCGGGGUGGGGCGGGUCUACAUGCAAGCACACCCCGAGCCCGGCUCCGCCCCGGCCCCUGGCCCAGCCCAAGUCCCGCCCCCCACCCGAGAGAGGGCGAGCACGUUCUCAGAACGUGAGAGGAUGUUGAACGUGGAGAACUACCGCCGGGGGGGCUCCGAGCGAGGGGGCGGGCCCAGAACCAGGCCUCAGGAGCAGGCUGCACACCACCACCAACAGCCCCCCCAGCAGCAGGCUGGGCCCCAGGAGUCCAGCCCCCCCUCCUCCAGGGCCUCCUCCAUCAGGGACUACAGCGUGGCGGCAGUCCCCAGCUCCCCCAGGACAGCCCGCCGGGCCUCACUGCCCUCCACGCGCUACGGCAUCUCUCCAGGGGACCUGUUCAUCGAGCAGCAAGCCCAGAACAUCCUCAGCAGACAGGGCCUGGUGGCUUUGUCCAAAAGCGACUGGUCUCUCCAGGCAGACUCAGAAGGUGACACCCAGUCUGUCAUCAGCUGGCCCUCCAGAAUCAGAGUACGAGAGAGAAUGUCGAGAGACGAAAGCGUCCCCAGAGCCCCUGAGCGUGGGCCUGAGCCCUCCCCCUCCAGCAGGCAUCGUCCUCAGGUCAACUCACCUCACUACAUGGCCCAGCGCGCCGAUCCCCCGGCUUACCCAAGAACUGCCCCCAACUCCCAGCAGCCCAACCCGCCACCCCACCAGCCAAGCUACGGGCACAGCCACGUGGCGUACCCUGCCACAGCCCCCCACCCCCACCCUCCGUCACAUCCCUCAGGUCUCCCCACAGAGCCCCAAGCCUACCUCGCCAUGCCCGCUCCGACAGCAUCCAAGCUGGGGAGCGUUCCGCCUGAGGUGCAGCCCCGGAGGAGGGUCAGCGGCGAGCUGACCUACGCCCCCCAGAGGGAGGGCCGGCAGGCGCUGAGGGAGGAGGUCCACACGGUGGGCCUGCUGAAGAGCAGGAAGGCCGUGCUCCCGUCCGAGAUCCGCCGACGCGAGAAGAGCGUGGACGACCCCCAGAGAGGACGCCAGGAGGACACGGAGUGGGAGAGCUAUGGAGGAGGAGGUGGGAGGAGAGCUAACCGCCCCGAGGAGGAACGGGAGAGGACGCGGGACCGGGCGGUGGAGCGGGGACGAGAAAUCAGGGACAGGGGGCGAGGUAGAGAGAGCGAGAGAGAGAGCCGAGAAAGGAGCAUGGAGAGGGAACGAGAGACCAGGGAAAGGGAGAGCAGGGAUGCGGAGAGGGAAACAGCAACCAGAGAGCGGGAUAGAGAGAGCCGAGAGAGGGAGAGAGAGCGGGAGAGCCAGGAGAGGGAGAGAGAGCGUGAAAGAGAGAGCCGAGAAAGGGAGAGAGAGCAACGCUGGUCAAGCCAGGACAUUCAGAAAGAGGAGAUGGCCAGGUCCAUGGGACCCCUUCAGGCAUCACAACCCCCCCAGCACCAGUACCACCAACCCAGACACCACCAAGGCUCGGAGGCUCCGCAUCAGUACCUCCAGCAGCCGCAAAGACACCAUCAACCACAGCAGUACCAGCAAAGGCCCCAAGAGCACCAACCAGCCACCCAGGUGCCCCAACAACCUCCACCCCAAGAGGCUCACCUCCUACGCGGACAACAAAGGAGCGAUACAGCCGUCUACCUCCAGAGUGGCUCACCCAUGCCCCAGGCCAGACACAGGAGUGCGGAGGUAGCCUCUGGAGCUCCAAAAGCCAAGAUCCGCAUCCGCUCCAUGUCGGACAUCGGCGUGAGCCAGCGGUCCUCCAUGUACCGGUCCAUGGAGCGGCAGGCCAGCAGGGAUACCGCCAUGGCCGGUCUCCAUGCCAGGGAUGGAGGGGUGGCCAACGGGGAGGUGGGGGGUUUGGACACCAGGGUCUCCGUGGCUCAGCUGAGGCACUCGUACCUGGAGAACGCCAACAGGAAGCCAGAGCUGGAGACUAAGGUAGAGGCCGUGGAGGUCGAGCCAGCGGGGGGUGUGGAGCGAGACAGGGGGGCUCGGCGGCCGCGGCGCUACAUCACCCCAGGGGACAACCGCAAGUCCUCCGAGAGGUUUAGGACUCAGCCCGUCACCUCUGCAGAGCGGCUGGAGUCAGAUAGGCAUCUGAGUCCAACAGAGCUAGUAAACCCUGAAGGGGAUGAAGAAAAGCUGGAUGAGAGGGCAAAGAUGAGUGUGGCGGCCAAAAGGUCCCUAUUCAGGGAGCUGGAGAGGACUACAGAAGGAGGCGUUCCCAAGCCUCGCUCACGGAACGCCGCCGUGGAGAGGCGUCUGAGGAGAGCCCUGGAUCGUGCGCACACGCAGCCUAUCACCAGCGAGGAAGUUGACAUCGCUACCACUGUCCCUGUUGUGUCCUCACAAGCCGUGACAGUCAGCUCCACAGCUGCCAUUGUCCCCAGUCCCACGAUAGUCAGAACUACCAUGACUAGCUCCAGCCUGCAGGUGUCCUCGCAGUCUGCCCGAGAGGAGCAGGAUCCAGAAAGGGUGCCCCAGCAGCAGGCAGGCCAGGAGCCUGCUCCUGGAGGAGAGGUGGAGGGUGGAGGAGGAGGAGAGCAGGCUGGCCCAGACGAGCCUGACCUCUCCACCCUCAGCCUGGCAGAGAAGAUGGCGCUGUUCAACCGUCUGGCCCAGUCGUCGGCCAUGCCUGCCGACGGCGGUGACGGGGACGGAGCGGGGUCAGGGGUCAAGGGGGACACGCGUCAACGCAGGGCCAACACCCGCUUUCAGACCCAGCCUAUCACGCAAGGAGAGGUGGAAAAGGAUGUUGGUCCUGUGGAUGCCUCUCCUGUGGCAAAUGGGGCCUUAGAGCCUAGUCACACAGAACAAGUGCAGAAUGGAGGCAUGGUCAAACUGGAGCCUCUGUCAGCAUCCUUGGUCCGCUCCGUAGCGGCUGUCACCUCCCAGGCAUCUGUCUCCACAGUAACUGGGACAGCUGUGUCCAGUCACAGUAACCUCCACCAGGAGAAAUCCACUACGGUUCCCUACAGUCCCGCGCUGCAACCUGCAGCCACCGGCUCCAACCAGGAGAAGGGGGUCAGGUACUUCGCCAUGACCCAGGGCGGAGACUCCUCUGCCCCCGAGCUGGAGCUGGUCUCCCCCCCUCCCCUAUCAGAGCAGCAGCAUCAGGCCCCUCCCGCCCGCUCCAGGCUGCAGGCAGAGCAGCGGGAGGAGGAGGGGCUGGAGGAGGGAGACAGGCUGUGGGGAGGCGCCAGAGACGAGAGCCGCAGCGGCAAGGCAAAGCUGCACUCCCCCGAAAGGGACAGGGAGAGCAGACAGCUGCACCAGCCCCCACCCGCCCCCCAGCCUCUCCCCCAAGCCCAGCUGAGGGCCCCAGACAGUGGCCAGCGGGAGACGGAAAUCCCCCCCUCCUCUGGAAGACAAGGGAGGGGCGAUGUGGUGGACUGGAGGAGCGGCAGAGAGCUCGACAGAGACGAAGAGGGAGAGCGAGAGCACGAUUGCAUUCAGGAGAGGAGGGCUCAGCGUGGAGUAGGGGGCUACCUGAGAGACAGACCGGGAGAGGAGACUGCAGACCGGGAGAGAAGCAGCAGGAGCCGGGAGCUGGUCUCAGAUCCUCCAGAUCAUCCUGGUACACUGAAGGCUACGACAGCGACCGUGUCGUCCAGAAGUGUGUCACACCCCUCCAGCACCCAGCAACAGCAGCAUCAGCAGCAGCCUCAGUUGUUCAGCCAGCCCCCUCAGACCCUGCCCAAGCCUCUCCCUCCUCCGCAACCCUCCCAGCCCCUCACACCACCCCAGCCCAGGCCUCAGCCCCAGCCCCAGCCCCAGACCCAGACCCAGACCCAGACCCAUUCCCAACCAUUCACCCAGUCUUAUCCUCAAACUCAACCAAAAUCCCAAACCUUCAUCCAGCCUCUGCCCAAGCCUUACUCCCAUAUUGCCCCCCAAAGCCAGGCCAAACCUUCCAACCAUCCUCCAGCUCCCCCACAGACCCUGCCCAAGCCCCAGUCCUUUCCCCAGUCCCUGGUUAAGUCCCAGUCCUUGUCCCUUGAGCACAGUGAAGACUUUGCCAGACCAAGAUUCCACACUGAUUUGCUGUCGCCUACUGACUCUGGGGACGAAUUAUCAGAUAGCAUGUCGGCCAAACAGAUGUCUAUCAAAGAGAGACUGGCUUUGCUGAAGAAGAGUGGUGAGGAGGACUGGAGGAACAGGAUCAAUAAGAAGCAGGAGGUGGUCCAGGUGGCAGGGACCGAGCAGCACACACAGCUCUGGGAAGUGGAGCAGUCCUACAAGAAGAAGGAGGACGCGGUGGUCAUUCAUGAGUACACCGCUGUGUCUGACCAACUGUGGGAGCCUGUCUUCUCCUCCACCUAUGCUCCUCCUAUCUCCCUUGGUCAUAAGUGUCAGUAUAUUGACCCUCAUAGUCAGAGGAUGGGAGGGGAGAUUGAGGCCCAGAUGUCCAUCGAAGAAAGGAAGCAGAUGAUCUCCACCAGAGAGGAGGCCUGGAUGUCCAAAGGCAAAGGAGUGGCCAACGAUUCCAAUCAGUACACUGUGGCAGCACGCAUGGUCAAGAAAGGGCUGGCUGCCUCUUCCUCAGUUAUCAGUCCUAUCCUGUCUCCUGUCACCACCAAGCUCAGGAGCAGUGUACCCGCCAUCAACAAACCCCAGGAUGAAAUUGAAGCCAAACCAGAGAUGGAGUCUGAUAAAAAGCUGGAUAAAUUGGAGAGCUUCUUAGGACGUCUGAACAGUAAAGUGGCAGGUCUUCAGGAGACAACUCUGACGGUGACGGAGAAGGCGGUGAAAGAGGUCAUGAAGCUGGACGAUGAGAUCUUCUCCAAGUUUUACCGUCACGUGGCAGACUUCCCCCGUAUGCCCAGCAGGAUCGACAUGGACCAGGACUUUGACGCCAUCUUUGGCACUCAGGCACCCAAGUUAACCUCGGCCAUGGUGCAGCACAGGCGUGCAGUGCGCCCCUCCAGGAACGUCCAGUCCUCUAAGAACCCUGUGAAGAUGCUGGCGGCCCGGCAGGACAUCCGCCACGAGUACACGGAGCAGAGGCUCAACGUGGGCCUGCUGGAGAGCAAGAGGAUGAAGGCAGAGAAGAUGAGUAAGACGUCCGAGUUCUCAGACGCGGCUCUCGCAGGCCUGGCCAGUCAGGAGAACUUCAGCAACGUGAGUCUGCGUAGUGUCAACAUCUCAGAGCAGAUGUCCAACAACAGCGCCGUGCCUUACAAGAACCUCAUGCUGAUGCAGGUCAAAGGUCGCCGACACGUCCAGACCAGACUAGUGGAGCCAAGAGUCUCUUCCCUGAACAGCGGAGACUGUUUCCUCCUGGUUACUCCCCAGCACUGCUUUGUCUGGAUGGGAGAGUUCUCCAACGUCAUCGAGAGAGCCAAAGCCUCAGAGCUGGCAGCGUUUAUCCAGACUAAGAGGGACCUGGGCUGCAGAGCAAGCCAGAUCCAGACCAUCGAGGAGGGGGUCAACCCCCAGGGUCCUGCUGCCCAGGAGUUCUGGAAGAUUCUAGGGGGACAGGCCACUUACCAGUCGGCGGGCCCUCCAGAGGAGGAUGAACAGUUUGAGAGCGCCAUUGUGGAGACCAACUGUAUCUUCCGCCUGCUGGAUGACAAGCUCGUCCCCGACGACGACGAGUGGGGGAAGGUCCCUCGCUGCACUCUGCUGGAGCCAAAAGAGGUGCUGGUGUUUGACUUUGGCAGCGAGGUGUACGUGUGGCACGGCAAGGAGGUGACGCUGGCGCAGAGGAAGGUGGCCUUCCAGCUGGCCAAGCACCUGUGGAACGGCACCUUCGACUACACCUGCUGCGACAUCAACCCCCUGGACCCGGGAGGGUGCAAUACACUCAUUCCUAGGAAGGGUCAGGGCCGUCCUGACUGGGCAAUAUUCGGCAGGCUAACUGAGCACAAUGAGACAACCCUGUUCAAAGAGAAGUUUCUAGACUGGACAGACACUCAGAAGCCAACACCAAAGAAUGGCAACGAACAAGUCGGUGAACAGAAAGAGCCUGGCGGGCGGGAGUGCAGGCCGUACGACGCCACCCUCAUGCUCCCCGUGCUGCAGGCGGCUGUCAGCACCGUGCUGGACGGCGUCAACGUGGGGCGGGGCCGCGGGCAGGUGGAGGGCGAGGACAGCCUCAGAACGCUGGAGGUCAGCACGGUGUCCGUGGACGUGUGGCACAUCCUGGAGUUCGACUACAGCCGCCUGCCACGCCAGAGCAUCGGCCAGUUCCACGAGGGCGACGCCUACGUGGUCAAGUGGAAGUACAUGGUGAGCGCCGCAGUUGGAAGGAGGCAGAACCCUGAGGCGAGAAGCGCAGGUCCCGGUAAAGAGAAGUGCUCCUACUUCUUCUGGCAAGGCAGGAACUCCACGGUUAGCGAGAAAGGAACGUCUGCGCUGAUGACCGUGGAGCUGGAUGAGGAGAGAGGCGCACAGGUGCAGGUCCAGCAAGGGAAGGAGCCCCCGUGUUUCCUGCAGAGUUUCAACGGGGGGAUGAUCAUCCAUUCUGGGAAGAGAGAGGAGGAAGAGGAGAACGCGCAGAGUGAGUGGCGCCUUUACUGCGUCCGCGGCGAGGUCCCCGUCGAGGGCCACCUGCUGGAGGUGGCGUGUCACUGCAGCAGCCUGCGUUCUCGGACCUCCAUGAUCCUCCUGAACGUCACCAAGGCCAUCCUGUACCUGUGGCACGGCUGCAAGUCUCAGCCGCACACGCACACCGUGGGACGCACUGCUGCACAGAGGAUCAAGGAACAAUGUCCGCUAGAGGCGGGGCUCCACAGCAGCAGCAAGGUGACCAUCCACGAGUGUGAAGAGGGGGCGGAGCCUGUGGGCUUCUGGGAAGCGCUUGGGAGGAAGGACAGGAAGGCGUAUGACUGCAUGCUGCAAGAUCCGGGCAAGUUCAACUUCACCCCCCGGCUGUUCCAGCUGAGCAGCACCUCAGGGGAGUUUGUAGCGACGGAGUUCUUCCACCUCUACCGAGCGCCCGACCUGGUCAGCUCUCUGCCCUUCCUCCAGGAGGACCUCUACAACACCCCGCAGCCUGCUCUGUUCUUGGUGGACAACUUCCACGAGGUGUACCUGUGGCAGGGCUGGUGGCCUCAGGACAGCGAGAGCCCCGGCUCGGCGCGCAUCCGCUGGGAUGCAGACAGGAAGUGUGCAAUGGAGACCGUGUUACAGUACUGCAGAGAGAAGAAUGAGAAGAAGCCUCAGAAGUCUUAUCUGAUUCAUGCUGGUCUGGAACCCCUCACCUUCACCAACAUGUUCCCCAGCUGGGAGCACAGGGAGGACAUUGCUGAGAUCACCGAGAGGGAGGCAGAGGUGUGUAACCAGAUCAUUCUGGUGGAGGAUGUGCUCGCCAGGCUGUGCCAGAACACCUAUGACCUGUCAGUGCUGCUGGCACGCCCUCUCCCUGAGGGAGUCGACCCCCUCCGACUGGAGAUCUACCUAUCAGACCAGGAUUUUGAGAAAGCGCUGGAAAUGAAGAGAGAGGAGUACGAAGGACUCCCAGGGUGGAAGCAAGUGAACUUAAAGAAAGCCAAAGGACUGUUUUAGGAAACGUUGAUGAUGGUUUGUGGAUGGGACUUUUAAGAUGGAAGGGGCCCCAGCCCUCCAAUCUUUCCUUGUUGUGUGGUUUAUUAAACACACCAGCUCAGGGACUGACUCUGAGUGGGAUGGGGGGUGGGAGACUGGGGCCAUAGUAUGCUAAGGUGAACAAGCUUCAGAACCGCGGUUUACCUUUCAGCAGUGUAAUAACGUAGGGAAAUUGGCUGUGCGUGACAUUGUAUACAAGUUGCUUUGAUCAGGUGCACACCUGAAUCUCAUUUGCGCAGAUUUCCAACAGUCGUUUAACUGUGUGUGUUCUGUAACAGUCUACUACAAGCACUUAAGUCAUUGGUCACAGCGUGGAAUUGUGAGAAGAAGAAAAAAAAUGUGUUGAUAACCCGGUGGUGCGAUUAUGCUGUGUGUGUUUGUAAAGUAUGAAUUUCUAUUUAUGUAAAACAAAACUUGUAGGAUGACUUGUUCAUUGUGUUCACAUGAAAGUGUUGUGUAUCAUGUUUUUAAACGUGUUUUCCUUGUGUCUAUGGUGUCUCAAAGGGGUCAUAAAGUAUGUACCUUUUCUUUCACUGGGCUUCAGUGAUGGUACCAGUUAGUACGACACCCCCCCACCCCAAGCAAUGACUGUGGAUGUAUUUUAAAGGCAUGGUUGGUGAGAAAGAGAGAUACUUGAUGAAUCUGAAUGUAUAGUGCCUUGCUUCUAUGUACAGUUUAUAUACAUAAAAUCUAGUCUGCAUUUCAAA